Molecule: messenger RNA, 4011 nt
Organism: Pecten maximus
Lineage: Eukaryota; Metazoa; Mollusca; Bivalvia; Pectinida; Pectinidae
Exons: 3
Coding region: 221-2893 (890 amino acids)
Source: RefSeq, a predicted model, not a curated record
UUUUAGUGCAUAACGGACUUUUUUCCGUGAUACACUACGCCAGCGUAUAUCACUUAUUUCUGAGGACAGUACAGCGACACCGUUUUUCCUCAGGAUUGUGCACUGAAAGAUUGUCAGUUAAGAAAGGUUUUACCAAACAUUCAAGGAAGAUAUAGAGGGCAUUCUUAUCUUCUAACAUAUUCCGCAACCACCUCCUCCAAGGAAGAAAUUGAUAAAUGCUAUGGCGAGGCAAGUCAAUACAGAAAACACUACCAGCGUGGAUAUGUUUUGCCGAGCGAUCCAGGAAGACAAUGAUGAUAUGUUUUGCCGAGCGAUCCAGGAAGAUAAUGAUGAUAUGUUUUGCCGAGCGAUCCAGGAAGACAAUGAUGCUAUGCAUUGUUUGAUAUUCCCACACAUUCCGCCGCCACCUCUACCAAGGAAAAACAUCAGAAUUCCUAUGAAGAGACCAGUCAAUCUAAAUGAUCAACACAAGUGUGGUUUGGAAGCCCAAGACACAGAUUUGAUCGAUCUAAUCACAUUUGAGGAUGAGGAAGAAACUGAAGAAUUGACAGAAAUCGCUCCGGAAGAUUCUAGAAACUAUACGGAUGGUGUACCUAUGAAUAGGGAUAUAGAACAUGUGAAUGUCGAGUCCGAAAAUGAGCAAAGUCUUGACAAUUUGUUUAAAGAUGACUUAUUGAAAUAUUCGUUUGAUUUUGUCGAAUGUAGAAGAACGUCCCAAACUCCGGAUUUGGACAUAUUUUCAAACGAAGAUGUUGACAGGCAACAUACGAGUCACUAUACGGCCACAAAUCCAUUUAUUUCAAUAACUGAACCAGCAAAACAAAUAUUUUCAACUCCGAAACCGCUGUCAGUUCACUCUGCGGGCAGCCAACAUCUGAGUGAUGCUACGGCCACAAAUCCAUUUAUUCCGAUACCUCAACAAGAAAAACAAUUUUAUUCAACUGUUCAACCGCGGAAAAUUCACUCCGCGGGAAAGGCACAUCUGAGUGACGCUACAGCAACAAAUCCGUUUAUUUCCAUAUCUGAACCAGAAGAACAAAUACAUUCAACUCUUAAAACGCGGACGAUAGAAAAAUAUAGUCCUUUUCAACAGGAGAAGAUUGCAUUUGGAUUUGAAUCAUCGGUCGACAACGGCUCCGGGGAAAAUUAUCAGAAAAGGCCCCGACUUAAUGAGGAAGUCUCCAUAUCCAAAUCAUUAUGUGAGUUGAACAUCUUCUCCGGAGAAGACAAUCCUGAUACACCUGACAUUGUUGGUCAGGCUGGUCGCGACAAGCAACAGAAUAAUCCUUUUCUAAGAAAAGGGACAUUUGACAUCGUUACUAAACAAAACGAUCAUGAAAGCUGUCUACAGAAUUCUGUGGUGGAUGAGACUAUGUCUUCGACUGACCCCAACUCUGUGGAAUGUCACGAUGAGAUACAUACCUAUGAUUGUGAUAACCAGAUAUAUCAUGACACGGUUGUAUUCAACAGCAAUUCAUGGCCAAAGGUGCAUGAUAUGAACAAGGAUCAUUUUAUUCAAUGCACAUCUGAAACAGGGCAGCUACCAGCACUGCCAAGUCCGUGUUCUGUAGAUAAAUCAACUGGACUUUAUCUAAAUACGACUCAACAUGGAUCACAAGAAAAGCAGGACUGUGUGGUAUAUGACUACCCAGCAAAUUGUCAAUCAGGAGAAAUACGUCACAGGUAUACGUCCUCAGAUGAUGAAGGCGAAUACAUUACUAUGUCACCUAUUGUAAGCAAAUGCCGUACUCAUAUUAACAAAAACAAGGCAGUCCAACAAAGUUCAUGGAAAUAUGAAUCAGGAAGUGACGCAAAGAGAGACCCUGACCGAACAAAAAAAGCACACCCAUUUCUUACCUCCCAGCGCUCUCUAAGUGACAGUGAUAUCUGCGGUCCAAACGUUUUUGGAGACAGCAAGCUAGAUGCAGGGGUAGCGUACGAUUGCAACGAUGGAAGGCAAAUGAAAAAACAUAAAAGCAAAGAUAACGGUAAAUUCAACGAAGGGAAUUUUUUAACCAAGUUCUUCAAGCGCAACCGAAAAAACUCACAGCUAUCUACAGCAAAGCCGGGCGGUUAUUUAAAUCUGUUUUGUCCGUGCGGGGGUUCCUGUGACCGAAUAGGGAAUUUGGUGACGUCAUCAGAAGGGCAGAUGUGGGUUUCCUUUCUCCACUGUACUUGGGUGUCACUAUACGACCACCGACUACGAUUCCUGCAUAAGUUUGACGCCGGUGGUAUUGUGGAUGAUCUCGCUGUGUCGCCAGCCGGUGUCCUAUAUAUCUCCUGUCCUCGACAUAGGAAAAUUCUCAUGCUCACCACUAACCUAGAGUUGGGGACAAUGUGUCAUUUCAACAAGCUGCAUCCACGAGGACUUGCAAUUUCCCCGAUAGAUGGAUCUGUGGUUGCCUGUUUGACGUCAGAAGAGCUUGGACACUUGAUGACUGGCUCUUCAAAUAACUCUCUGAUGAAAUUUGCAGGAAAAAGAAAGAACGAAGAAGGAAAAGUUUUGAACAAAGGCGAUUUUCUUGGUUAUCCCAUGAGGCUUGCCAUUAACAUAAAUGGAUAUAUCUUAGUCUCGGAUUUCGGUUUGAGGUGUAUGUUUGUUUUGAACCAAGGAGGGCUCAUGCUAAAGAAGUUGACCAUAUUAGGAGAACGACAGCUAUGCCAAGUGCACAGCAUUACACAUGGUCAUGGUGAAACCUUUUACGUUGUACACGGCGGGCGUGGUAGGUUAAUCAUCACACGACUGCAGGAACACCGGGGUUGCGUAACACAGGAGACUUCACGACGUUUGGACCCAGACAUUUACUGUAAAGUUCGAGCAUCUACUGUUACUCAGAGAGGUCAGCUAGUAGUAACCUCUGGAUCGGUAGUUAAAUACAUCUCUCCUGAUUAAUAAUCUGCAGUAAAGUUCGAUCAUCUACAGUUAAUGAAAAAGUCAGCUUGUAGUUUCCUCCAGAACUGUAGUUAAAUACGACUCUCCUGAUCUCCUGUUGCAUUAUCUUGUUGAGAGUGAAUUAAUAUUGUUUGUUUUACUUUAUUUUUGUGGUUGAAAUGCGUCAAGAAGGAAAGAAAACAUUGAACCUGUAGGCUAUAGUGUUGACGAAUGCAUAUGACGUGACUUAUUUACAUUAAAAAGUAACGGACGAUUUUAUUAACUUCAAAAUCUUUAGAAUUCUCAUUUGCAAAAAAACCCCCAAAAAAACCGCUUGAAUGUGUAAACAAAGCUUGUAAUUGUGCUUUUGCAAAAUACAUGUAUAGUACACCAUAUUACAUUUCAUCAAAAACAUUGAUUAUUCAAGAAGUCAGCUGACCCCAUGCGCAACCUCAGCUGUUAAAAGGUUGGCAGGCUAUCCACUGCUUCAUUCAUACCUUGAAAUAUUGUGCUUAAUUAUAAUAAUUAAAACGAUGAUUUUAGUAUAAAGUUAUCUAGUAUGUAUUUUGUUUAUCUUGUGUGCUGAGAUGUUUGGUAUGUGUUGUUGAACGACAUAUCAACAGCUAUGGUAAUUUUAGAUGGCAUCUCCUAUGUACGGAUUGCAUGCGUGUGUUGAGUGAGUGCGUGAUUUGGAAGGCGGCAGUCUAUUGGCGGGCAAGCCAACGUUGACGUCAAUGUAUUGUUGCUGCGACGGCAUGUAAUGGUCGAUAACGUGCAAAGAGCACGUGCAGAUUGUCUCAACACUAGGGAGAGAUAAGAAAAGCUCACACCCUUAAUAUUGUAGAUGUCUCUGUCAAGGGUAACAGAAAAGUAAUUAUUCUAUCGUUGAACGAUUAUGGAGUUGAGCUUUCGAUCUCCAUGUUUUAUGUUGAAACAUGUUUGUGAUGGUGUUCGCAGGGUUUCAGGGGUUGGGGUUGGUGAUGGGUUGUCGGAGAAUUGAGAAAAUAAAAUCUAAGAAUCUGUGCGUGCGACAUUAAUAUCAUUUCAUUACUUUCUCUUUCCGGCUUUCCUACGUUUGCACUCUUUACCUUUAAUGUUUUGAUGAAAUUUACUCAAUAAAAACAUCCUAAAAUCUGUCA